Diuraphis noxia (Russian wheat aphid) is the source of this 1822-nucleotide messenger RNA. RefSeq names its product RNA-binding region-containing protein 3-like. Gene Ontology annotation, cellular component: U12-type spliceosomal complex. Gene Ontology annotation, biological process: mRNA splicing, via spliceosome. Gene Ontology annotation, molecular function: U12 snRNA binding; pre-mRNA intronic binding. NCBI's taxonomy places the organism in Eukaryota, Metazoa, Arthropoda, Insecta, Hemiptera, Aphididae. The record is from RefSeq and is a predicted model, not a curated record.
UCUUAGCGGGUUGUACUGUUGUACAGUUCUAAACUUUCAAAAUAUUUCUAAUUUCUAUACAAAUUAUAAAUAUUGGGUGCACGAGUCAUGACUAAAGUUUACUUACAGUUGGAAUACUAUAAUUUUGUUAAAUAUUGUAAAUAACGGAUUGAUGUCAAGUCYUUAACUAGAUUAACUACCUAUCUAACUUUAAUUAGAACUUUGUGUUCACUAGUCAAACAACAAACAUUAAACUGUACUAUUAAAUUUUAUAGAUAACUUUUUUCGAUCUUUGAAUGAUGUGUAAUAUUUUCCAAGUGGUUAGUACAAUAUAUUAUUGUACCUAAUUACUGUUAGUAACACCUGCGUAGGAUCUUGUAUUCUAUAAAGGAUACUACAGUUUACUGGUUUUCAUURUUUGUGAUCUGUUUCAUAUGAAAAGUAUGGCAUCUGCUACCAUCAUUGUGCGUCAUUUUCCUCCACAGCUUUCGUCUGAAGAAAAAGAAGAAUUUCUCAAAUAUUUUGGCGCUAAGUAUGUAAAAAUAUUGACAUCUAAAACRCAUCGAAGAUGUUUAGCGUAUGCAAGAUUUGAAUCUCAAGAGUUUGCCGAAGCUGUUAUCCAACGAUUGCAUCAAAAAGAAUUAUUGGGCUAUAGGUUGACCGUUGAAUUGUCUGCAAAUGAUCUUGAUACCAAUCUAAUGAAAUGUCCUAAACCACUACCAGUAACUGAAUGCAAUACAGACAAAAUAAAACAGUUACAAGAAGAUUAUUUAAAAAAAUUAAAUAGUUGGUCAGCUGCGAUCGACCUAAACCAACCUCCACCUCAUCAUCUGCACUAUAGUUAUCCCGAUCCAAACCYACACAUACUGUCAAAUAUUGCCAAUGCAUUAGCUUGCAAUCAGAAAUUCUACUAUCAAGUCUUACACUUGAUGAAUCGUAUGAACCUGCCAGCACCUUUUGAACCUGUCAUAGGUUACCCUCUGAAUAAGUGUAUGAAAAUAGAAACUGCAGAUAAGUAUACCACUACUGAUGAAACUGAUCCAGAGCUUUCAGAAUCAGAAAUGGAAAGUAAUGAUGAAAGUGAUCAUAAUAUAGAACCUAAAUUAUCUGUAUUGAAAAAGAAAAUGAACAAAGUCAUAAAACCUAAACGUUUAAAAAAUGUUGCAAUCACAGCAUCAAAAAAGCCCAAAGUUGAAUUGGCCAAUGUUUUUGACACUGUUGAAUGUGAGGUACCAAAGAAAAUUGAAGUCAAAGUAUCAGCAGAACUAAAACCGGCCGAGGGGCCAACUGCUGAUACUGAAGGAGGCUUUGGUAUAAUAUAUUCAGUAAAAAGUACAAACAAAGAAGAAGCUAAAAAAGAAAGUGAGUCAGAUGAUGAUAUAACAGGCGAUUGUAUUAGCAGAGAAGAAUUAGCUACUAAUAGAUUAUCAGAUAAAGAUAUGAAUAACAUGCCUAUUUUUAAGAACUAUUAUCCUGGAGCUCCGUCUUGUAGAUUAUAUAUAAAAAAUUUAGCAAAAACAGUGCUGGAUAAUGAUUUAAAAUACAUUUAUAAGAGAUUUAUCAAAUCUGACGAUCUUAAACCGGGAACUAUGUUUGAUGUACGAUUAAUGCAAGAUGGACGCAUGAAGGGUCAAGCUUUUGUAACAUUACCUUGUGUAGAAAAUGCUCAACAGGCACUGAAAGAAACUAAUGGAUAUAUUUUAAAAGACAAACCUAUGAUUGUACAAUUUGCUAGAUCAGCUACGGCAAAAUAAGUAUAAAUAUUUAAUAUUUAAUGCGCAGAAUUUAUAACCACUUGUACAUAUUAUGAWUAUAUUUAGAAUAUUAUAGAUUCAUACAUAAA